This is a messenger RNA of Triticum turgidum subsp. durum (durum wheat), 873 nucleotides long. NCBI's taxonomy places the organism in Eukaryota, Viridiplantae, Streptophyta, Magnoliopsida, Poales, Poaceae. The record is from the annotation of a GenBank genome assembly.
AUGGGAGGAGCACUUCUGCUCUCUCUGCUCUGCUUCGCCUUCCUCAAAGGAGCAAGCCCUUCGACGUUCACAGUGAAGAACAACUGCGGCUAUACGGUGUGGCCGGGCAUCCUCUCCAACGCCGGCGUGGCGCCGCCGUCCACCACCGGCUUCGCGCUCUCCCCGGGCGAGUCCCGUGCCGUGACUGUCGACGAUGGCUGGUCCGGCCGCAUGUGGGGCCGCAUGCUCUGCGUGCAAAGCUCCUCCUCUAGCGCCGGCUUCGCCUGCGCCACCGGUGACUGCGGCUCGGGCACAGUCGAGUGCUCCGGCCACGGUGCGGCCCCGCCGGCCACGCUGGCCGAGUUCACGCUCGCUUCCAUCGGAGGCGACGACUUCUACGACGUGAGCCUCGUCGACGGCUUCAACGUGCCGGUGCUGGUCGCGCCGGCGAACGGGAGCUGCCCGGCCACGGACUGCCCCGCCGACCUGAACGCGCAGUGCCCGCCGGAGCUGCGCGUCGUCGUGGCCGGUGCGGUGGUGGCGUGCCGGAGCGCGUGCGAGGCGUUCGGGACGGAGGCCUACUGCUGCAGCGGCGAGCACGGGACGCCGGCGACGUGCGCGCCCACGGCCUACUCCCGGCUGUUCAAGGCCGCGUGCCCGCGCGCCUACAGCUACGCCUACGACGACGCGACGUCCACGUUCACGUGCGCAGGCGGCAGUGCCGGCUACGGCGUCGUGUUCUGCCCCGCCGGCGGGUCGAGUGGGAACCAGGUGUCGCCACCGACAAGUGCCGCCUACCCACCAAUGGUGUUCUCGUCUCAGGGCGCAGAUCCGGCGACAAUCACCCUCCUUCCUCUCCUCAUGGCCAUCUUUCAAGUGAUGUCGAUGCAGUGA